Closterium sp. NIES-67 is the source of this 1479-nucleotide messenger RNA. The record is from the annotation of a GenBank genome assembly. Lineage: Eukaryota; Viridiplantae; Streptophyta; Zygnematophyceae; Desmidiales; Closteriaceae.
AGUAGCCCUGGAAGUAGGAGUUAGUAAGCGAGCUUCACGCUCUGAUUCCCAGUACUUGGCGAUUUUCUCACUUUGAAGCUCCAGCGCAGCUCUCCAGGAAGCGGUUCCUCGUUUCGGGCUUUGUAUCAGGGUGUCGUUCUUAUUAGAAUUACUUUCCCGCGCCCAUAGCUCCGCCGGCGAAGCCUCACCAGCGCCAAUGGCGGCGAGAAAACCGUCCCUGUUUCUUCUCACGCUCUUCCUCCCGCUCCUUCUUUUCCCGCUCGCUGCCGUCCGCGCGUUCUCCUUCGACUGCGAGAAUGAGCACCAGCAGUACGUCUCCGUUUUAAGCUUCUGUAACGACGAAGGAUCUCGAUAUACGUGUCUCUUCGGCGGCGGAUACGCUACCGACGGCUCGGGGGAGUGCACGCUCGUUCAGCCCGGCGCGCUUUACUGCGAGGAUUGCCAGGGGAACCUACACCCGCUUCCGCGAUGCUGCGAAAUAGACCUCUCGGGUUACACGCUAAGCACUGGCGAGCAGUCCAACACGGAUGUUACCGAGUUCGGAAUUGAACAGCUGAACUGCCCUGCAAAUACCGGGUGUAGCGAUUCUGGUUACCUCCAGUGCAACGAAGGUGAGUUUGAUGGGGUUACCCCGUAUUACCGGAACCCUAACGCCUUUUGGCAGUUCUACUGCGCGGACUCCAGUAGCGGAGUGCAGCUGCGCGAAUUGGAGCGCCCGCAGGGCUUUCCCCCGGCGGGGGAAGAAUCCGCCGCUGAGGCGGAAGACAUUUCCGCGGAGAACCCCUCUGAUGCCCCCGACGGUGCGCAGGCGGGCGGAGUGACCAAGAUGCGUCGCCGCUUGUGGGGGAGCGGGCGCCCCUGGUCUCCCCCCAAAAUGUACAGCCGCCGCCUGUGGGGGAGCGGGCGCCCCUGGUCUCCCCCCAAGAUGUACCGCCGCCGCUUGUGGGGGAGCGGGCGCCCCUGGUCUCCCCCCAAGAUGUACCGCCGCCGCUUGUGGGGGAGCGGCCGCCCCUGGUCUCCCCCCAAGAUGUACCGCCGCCGCUUGUGGGGGAGCGGCCGCCCCUGGUCUCCCCCCAAGAUGUACCGCCGCCGCUUGUGGGGGAGCGGGCGUCCCUGGUCUCCCCCCAAGAUGUACAGCCGCCGCCUGUAUGGAAGCGGGAGGCAGUGGUACCCGUAGUCGACGAGCAGUGGUGAAGUGCGGCAGGAAACUAAACAAGCUAGAAGCGAAGCAACGACGUUAAGGAAUGGGUGACGUGAGAAGCAGUCAGAGAUGAUCGUGCGGUGCAAAAUAAGGGGGAUGGGUGGGUAGCGAGGUUUCGGGUUUCGUGCCGCAGGGCGGAUUGGGGUGUGGUUCGUGAUGGUGCGAGCUGGUUUGGGUGAUGUGAGGAGAUAUUUGAACAUUUUGGGAAUGUUGUGUGUUUGGUGUAGAUUGUAUGUGCUACAAGAGAUGCUUGUAGUCACUUUCCCUCAUUCGGCUAA